Messenger RNA from Oxyura jamaicensis (ruddy duck), 4295 nucleotides. RefSeq names its product solute carrier family 22 member 4-like. Gene Ontology annotation, cellular component: membrane. Lineage: Eukaryota; Metazoa; Chordata; Aves; Anseriformes; Anatidae. Gene Ontology annotation, molecular function: transmembrane transporter activity; ATP binding. The coding region runs from base 1 to 1662 and encodes 553 amino acids. The transcript is spliced from 10 exons. The record is from RefSeq and is a predicted model, not a curated record. Gene Ontology annotation, biological process: carnitine transport; transmembrane transport.
AUGCGGGACUACGAGGAGGUGUCCGCCUUCCUGGGCGAAUGGGGCCGCUUCCAGCGCCUCGUCUUCUUCCUGCUCAGCGCCAGCAUCGUCCCCAACGGCUUCAACGGGAUGUCGGCCGUCUUCUUAGCCGGCACCCCCGCGCACCGGUGCGCCGUGCCCCGCGGAGCCAACCUGAGCGGCGAGUGGCUGAACGCCAGCAUCCCGCUGGAGCUGCGCGGCGGCCGGGAGGAGCCGAGCCGCUGCCGCCGCUACCGCCUGGCCGCGCUCGCCAACUUCUCGGCGCUGGGGCUGCGGCCCGGCUCCGACGUGGAGCUGGGAGAGCUGGAGCAGGAGCCGUGCCUGGACGGCUGGGAGUACAGCCGAGACGUCUACCGCUCCACCAUCGUCACCGAGUGGAACCUGGUGUGCGAGGAUGACUGGAAAGUGCCGCUGACGACGUCCCUGUUCUUCGUGGGCGUCCUCAUCGGCUCCUUCAUCUCAGGGCAGCUCUCGGACAGGUUUGGCAGGAAGAGCAUCCUGUUCUCCACGAUGGCCGUGCAGACGGGCUUCAGCUUCCUGCAGAUCUUCUCCACCAGCUGGGAGAUGUUCACGGUGCUCUUCCUCAUAGUGGGCAUGGGGCAGAUCUCUAACUACGUGGUGGCCUUCAUACUGGGCACAGAAAUUCUUGGCAAAUCAGUUCGUAUUAUAUUCUCUACGUUAGGAGUUUGCAUAUUUUUUGCAAUUGGCUACAUGUUGCUGCCACUGUUUGCUUACUUCAUCAGAGACUGGCGGAUGCUGCUGCUGGCGCUCACCGUCCCGGGGCUGUUCUGCGUCCCGCUCUGGUGGAUCAUUCCUGAAUCCCCUCGGUGGCUGAUCUCCCAGGGAAGAUAUAAAGAGGCAGAAGCUAUUAUCCGCAAGGCUGCAAAAAUAAAUGGCAUUCCAGCCCCGGCUGUGAUCUUCGACACCGUGGAGAUGCAGGAUUCGAAGCCUCAGCAGCAGCAGAAGGCUAUCCUUCUGGACCUAUUUCGAACCCGAAACAUUGCAACUAUUACUAUUAUGUCAUUACUUUUGUGGUUUUUCACAUCAGUUGGUUACUUUGGCCUCUCCCUUAACACUCCAAACCUGCACGGCAAUGUCUACAUCAACUGCUUCCUCCUGGCGGUUGUUGAAGUCCCAUCCUACGUGAUCGCCUGGCUUCUCCUUCGCUUCCUGCCUCGGCGCUACUCGAUAGCUGGCACCCUGUUUUUAGGAGGUGGCGUCGUCCUCUUCAUCCAGCUUGUUCCUACAGAUUACAGUGCCCUGUCUGUUGGCCUGGUGAUGCUCGGAAAAUUUGGCAUCACGUCUGCGUUUUCAAUGCUUUAUGUCUACAAUGUGGAGCUCUACCCGACGCUCGUCAGAAACAUGGCAGUCGGAGCUACGUCCACGGCUUCCAGGCUGGGCAGCAUCAUUGCUCCUUACUUCGUUUACCUGGGUGCCUACAACAGAGUCCUACCAUAUAUCCUCAUGGGAAGCCUGACUGUGCUGAUAGGGAUCCUUACCCUGUUCCUCCCAGAGAGCUACGGAAAUUCUCUGCCUGAGAGCUUUGAACAAAUGCUGAAGGUGAAAUGUUUCAGAAAUGGGCAACAAACCACUGGAGCUAGGAAUUCCAAGAAGAGCCCUGAAAUUCUGGUAACACCGAUGUGAAGACAGAUGCAUGCUCUCAUCGGGGCCGAAAGAAGAACAAGAUCCUCAAAAUGCCAUUUCCUGCCAGAGGAAAACAAAACCCGACAGUCAGUGCCGCCACACCAUAGUUAUUAUCCCCUGUGCUGCUGUAGCUAAAUACCUAGCUUACUGAACAGAUGCUGUCUGCUCCCAUAGGACUCUUAUUUUGUGAUUGUGUCCCGAUUCCCGGAGCCUGCCAGCAGGUCCGGUCCCUGCUGAAAAACAGAGGUCUGCGUGUACUACACGUGACUCGAGCAGCAGGAAGACAGCUAUGACCCUACUCGGUCACGUACUCAAUGCAAGCUGCUGAAAGGAAAAAAGAAGGUAGCAAAUGUAAUGCUGGUGGUUUUUCGUACUGUGUACGUUGUCUGGAUGAAGGGGAGCUGGGUGUCUGUCACUGAACAUCUCAGCACACGUAUCUAAAGGAAAGACCCCAGCCUCAUUUGAAACCUGUAACCAAAGCCUGAUAGUCUCGGUGGAAUCUGAGUUUAGUUGUAGUAAAGCACACGUAGACGUCACUGAAAUAACAUGUUUUUUAAACAAGACAGCGUAGCUUUGGAUAUAUUUUUCCCAGGACCCCUUUUGAUCCACUUGUCCCUGUAGAAGUUGAUGUUUUUUUUGUAAAGCCUAAGCCUGCUGAAAUCACUGGGCUUCACGAAUGUUCCGUGGAAGGACCCUAGCUUGCUGACCUACUUCUGACGGGCUGUGCCCACUUUCAAAUGAAACACAGACUUUAGCAACCAAGUGAUCCUAUUCAAAUAUGCUCUGCAGUGUUAGCUUUGGGAGUUUUCUUGGUAUACUGACACAAGCAGCAUUCCUAAUCUUUCUGUAUUUUUUUCAAAGCAUUUCAUUUCUCCUUUGAAUAUACGCUACAUUGUGCUUUACCGUCAGAGAAAGCUCAUCUCAGUUUUUAAAGCCUCUGCAAAAACCUUUGUACCAUUUACAAAUUUAAAGCGGAUUUGAUGCUUGCAAAAAUCGGAUGUUCUGCACAGGAGCUGUUUACCUGCAGCUAUUAAGAACUCAGAUGAGCUGAUUUGGGACCAUAAUUUUUUUUUUUUUUCAAAACAGAGUGCCAACAAAGCCAGUAUUUUAUUUUUCAAAUCCUACGCGUUAUAUAUGCAUUUUUUAAAAGUUCAGCAAAGCUAGGUGAGAUGAAAAGUCACAUGUAGUAGAGCUUAGAUUUGUGCUACUACUGUUUUAUGAACACUACAUAGUUUGAAAAAAGUCUUAUUUAUUGGUUGUGCAUGGACUUGUUGGCCACAUAAAGUCUGUCAGCCUAGCCAGACUACCUAGAACAGGUAGACUGAUUUUUAUCAUUUAUAAAUAACUACCAGCCAUGAUUCACAUUCUGUAAAGGCCAAGAAAAGCAGCAUCUCAUCUCUUAAUGUGAGAAUUCAUGGCAAUUUGUCUUGUGCUGGCAUUUGGCAAAGAAGUGAGGACCUCCCUGUAAGUUCAAGCACAUAUGUAAAGCUUUAUAACAUUUAAAUGCGAGGAACUUGUGCAAUCAUUUCAAGCUGCUCUUUGGGAUGUGGAAAUUCUGCUUCCUUUAAUAUUAAUUUUCUGCAGUCAUGCUUUUGCCACAAAUGUAAUGUGGCAUAAGGCUAAUGACCCUAGAUGUUCUCAUCCCUUGUCAAACUGGAAUUUCUCUAAUGACAACAGUAUUUAAUCUUGUCUUUACUUAUUACAAAGUUAAUCUCUAGAAUAGCUGUUUAGACAUAACUAGAUUUCUGAACAAAACCUUUAUAUCAGCGUACGACAGCUUUGAGGACUUAGUUAAAUAUAGGUGGCUGUAUUUUUAUGAAGAUUUUUUUAUUAAGUUCAUACUUAUUUUAUGUGAUUGUAGGCUUAGGUAUUUCUAAAGGUAAAUAUUUUUAUAUUCUUAACCUUUGUAGUAUCUUAAACCUGAUUUUCAUUUUUUAAAUAAGAAAAAGGAUUGUGAUUUUUUGAAAUACCUUGUUUUAAUCAGUUUUAUUUUUCCUGUGUAUAUACUCAAAGCUAGUGUCACAGUUUAGUAUUGGCAGAUUUAAAAAAAAUCCUCUGUGAGUGGAAUGCACCUCUGACAAGAAUGUGAUGUUGUUAGAAGGACUUACUGUGUCAGAGCACAGUCAAAACGAGAAAAGGAGAUUGCUUCAGCUGAUGUAGUUAUUGAAUUUUUAAUUGUACAGCUGAAGAAAACAGCAUUGGUUUAGCAGCUGUUGGCAGGAAAUAAAUGUGUUGCUGGUGAGCAAUUUAAGACUUUCACUGCAAUCUUCAGCGAGUUUUCUGUGUCAGACACUCAGUGGGGCUCACCGUGAGACCUGCGUGCUCACGUGCAGUUGGGAGAUGCAUGUACGGCUCUGACCCGGAGACGGGAGGGAAGCACCACUGGAUCUCUCCCGUUGAUUGCACUGUGCCUCAGCUCUCUCCUCUGUCACAUUGACCUGGUUCUGUCUGUGUAACCUCUUAUCUUCUGUAAGAUCUGACAGGGGCUUAUGGGAUCUGUUAAAGCGUGUAUACAAAUGUGGUAGUUGUUGCUUGGUAACUGAUAACUUUAUUGUAAUAAAAAUGUGCACUGGCAUUGUGUAACCUACUAUCUCUGUGGUUUGUCAUUGAAGAACAAAGUCUCCUAAAUGUAA